AUGAAGGUGCAGGUGUUCCUCUCGCUGGCCGCUGCCGUCAUCUCGGCCGUCUCGGCAUCGCCGCUGUCUGCGCGUCUCCUCAACCCCAACCCGAUCGUCAAGCCAAGCGGCGACCCUUUCUACAAGGUGCCCUCCAACGUCGCCACCUUCACCGAGGGCGAGAUCAUCCGCGAGCGCGAUGUCACCUUCCAGAUCGGCUCCGGCCUCUCGCCGCUCAACUACGACAAGGCGUACCAGCUGCUGUACCGCACGCAGACGGCACUCGGCAAGCCCGACGCCACGGUGACGACGGUCUUCAAGCCUCGCGUGCCGCUGAGCCCGCCGCAGGUCGUCUCGGUGGCGCUCUUCGAGGACUCUGCGUCGUUCGACUGCGCCACGUCGUACGCGCUCACAACGUUCAGCAGCUCGCAGCAGGCGCUCAUCACGACGAUCCAGACGUCGACGAUUGCUGCGCUGCUCGCCAAGGGCAUCUACGUCACGGCGCCCGACUACGAGGGCUCGCAGGCCGCCUUCAUUGCCGGCUACGCCGAGGGCCGCGUGCAGCUCGACUCAGCACGCGCCAUCCUCAACCACCGCAAGACCAUCGCCAACCCGGCGGGCAACCGCAUCAUCCUCACCGGCUACUCGGGCGGCGGCCACUCGGCCGGCUGGGCAUCGCAGCUGUACCCCGAGUACGCGCCCGAGCUCAACAUCGUCGGCGCCGCCUUCGGUGGCCUGCCCGUCGACCUGCGCGCCGUGCUCGUGAACCUCAACAAGGGUCUCUUCGCCGGCUUUGCCGCUGCCGGUCUCGCUGGCCAGGCCAACGCCUACCCCGAGGUGCAGCAGUACCUCGACUCGCAGCUGCUGCCCAACGGCACCGAGGCGUUCAAGUUCCUGCGCAGCGACCAGGGCUGCGUCAUCGGCGAGCUCGCCGCCUUCGCAUUCAAGGACAUCUUCUCCUACACACGCAAGGGCAUGGCUGUGCUUGACGACCCGGUGCCGGUCAAGUACUUUAAGCUCAACCUGCUCGGUGGCCGUGGACAGCAGGAUGUGCUCAACAAGUUCCCGCUGUUCAUCUAUCACGCUCGUAAUGACGAGGUCAUUCCGCGCCAGCCCGUCGACCAGUACGUCAAGGAGCAGUGCGCCGCCGGCGCCAGCAUCAACUACUCGCUCUCGGACGGCACGGAGCACGUGUCCGAGACGCUCGUCUCGAUCCCUGCCGUGCUCGAGUGGGUGUUCAAGCGCUUCGACGGCACGCUCAAGCAGACGGGCUGCACCACGUCGACGCACUCGCCGUUCGGCAACUCGGACCUCGUUGCGCUCAUGGGCAAGGACGCUGCGGCGCAGUACCAGAAGUACGCCAGCUUCAAUCAGCAGGCUCUCGCCGACAAGGCUGGCGUCAAGUAA
Messenger RNA from Tilletiopsis washingtonensis, 1386 nucleotides. Its product is annotated as LIP-domain-containing protein. Lineage: Eukaryota; Fungi; Basidiomycota; Exobasidiomycetes; Entylomatales. The record is from RefSeq and is a predicted model, not a curated record. Gene Ontology annotation, biological process: lipid catabolic process. The transcript has 4 exons. The coding region runs from base 1 to 1386 and encodes 461 amino acids. Gene Ontology annotation, molecular function: triacylglycerol lipase activity.